Messenger RNA from Xiphophorus couchianus (Monterrey platyfish), 966 nucleotides. Its product is annotated as olfactory receptor 6N2-like. The coding region runs from base 16 to 966 and encodes 316 amino acids. Gene Ontology annotation, biological process: detection of chemical stimulus involved in sensory perception of smell; G protein-coupled receptor signaling pathway. The record is from RefSeq and is a predicted model, not a curated record. Gene Ontology annotation, cellular component: membrane. The transcript is spliced from 2 exons. Gene Ontology annotation, molecular function: olfactory receptor activity; odorant binding; G protein-coupled receptor activity. NCBI's taxonomy places the organism in Eukaryota, Metazoa, Chordata, Actinopteri, Cyprinodontiformes, Poeciliidae.
CUUUUUUCUAUUUUCAUGAACAAUGAAAUGAAUGCUACCUACAUUUUUCUGGAUGGGUAUGUGGAAAUGAGCAAAUACAAAUAUGCUUACUUUUUUCUGAUGUUCUCUGCCUACAUCCUAAUCAUAUGCAGUAAUUUGACUAUCGUGUACCUCAUCUGGGCUAACAAAAACCUCCAUGAACCAAUGUAUGUCUUCAUUGCUGCUUUGCUGGUGAAUUGUGUCUUUUACAGUAGCACCACUUACCCGAAGCUUUUGAUUGACCUCUUGUCCGAAAAGCAGAGAAUAACCUACGAAGCCUGCCUUCUUCAGUUUUAUUUCUUUUACUUCGUGGGUCCGGCAGAGUUCUUUCUGCUAGCGGUCAUGUCUUAUGAUCGGUACGUGUCUAUAUGCAAGCCCCUGCUUUAUCCAACAAUUAUGACAAACACCACGGUCACCGUUUUCCUGGUUUUCUCCUGGUUUGUUCCUGCUUGUCACGCAUCAAUUCCACUAAUAAUGCUCAGCAGCACCAAAGUUAAACUCUGUAGCUUUAACAUCAGAGGGAUAUUUUGUAACAACGCAGUCUACACGCUUCAGUGCGUGAUGCCGAGAUCUCUCGCUAUAUUCGGUGUGUUUGCCAUUCUAGAUAUUGUAAUACUUCCUAUACUUUUCAUCCUGUUCUCCUACACAAAGAUCCUGAUCAUUUCUUACAGAAGCAGCAAAGAGGUCAGGAGGAAAGCGGCCGAGACCUGCCUGCCCCACUUGUUGGUGUUGUUCAGCCUGACUUUGUUGAGCAUAUACGACAUAUGCAUUGUGCGCGUGGAAUCGGACUUUUCAAAAACGGCGCGUUUAAUCAUGACGCUGCAAAUUGUUCUGUAUCACCCUUUGUUUAAUCCGUUUAUAUACGGGUUCAAAAUGAAGGAAAUUUACAAACAUCUGAAGCGGUUGUUCUGGCAGGCAAAAGUUGUCUUGAGUAAAAAUCAGCAGUGA